AUGUCCACCCCGAUCACAUUGAGCGCCUCAGAUCUGAGCAUUCUUCUUCAACCCGGAUUGAUCUUGUCAUUAGCGGAAGAAAGGCUGAUCAGUGGUGGUGCGGGACUGGGAUGGCAGGCGCAUAGACGAAGCGGAACUCGUCAUCGUGGUUCAUCGCAGCCUAGAGAGCCUCUGUGCUCCGACAACGCCGAGCUGCAGUCUCGCUACCGCUAUGCCUCGUGCUCAGGACACUCACCUCCCUGUUGCCUUACGAGCACGGGAACAUCCAGUGCACUGGCUCACUGCCGCAAAAAUCAGACGCAUCUGGUUGAACAGGUUGAUGAGCGCGAGCUAAAGCAACGACACGUCUUGUGGGACGGUUCCUCCAUUCUUGAUAUGCGCAUCAAGGGUCCCUUCCCAUCGACCUCUUCCUCUCCAAAGCAGUCGUUCCUCUCGUUCAACACGCUCUUGAUCUCCUUUGUCGUCACAGAGCCCGAGCAAGGAGCUCCUCUCGCAUCCGUAGCCUCUCAGCUACCUGCCAGCGCACUUUCUAGUUCGGACAAUCCGACAAUUCGAGGCAGUCGUUUGACCAGGCAAGCCUCUGCUUCGACUUCCACUGCUGAAUCCACAGACGAUAACCAAUCUACCAUUUCCAUGUCGGAUAGCUCAAACCGUCCUCACUCCGAGAACCACGACCGGCGGCGCAUCAACCGACGACGAAUUCUCUUCCCACCUCGGCUCGGCAAACAGAGGGCCACCGAACUGGAUGACGCGCGGUUGAGGUCCGAGAUAUCACCUACAAGUGCUUUGCCGACACCACCUGCGCCCGUGCCCGGCGCAUCAAGAUCCACCCCACAACUAACCUCCACCCUCGAGCCAGAACUAUGGCUACCAGCCUUAGAAGUCCCACCAUCAACUUCAUCCACGGCCGUUUCAUCUGGUACUGCAGUCUCCGGUCCGAUUUCCCCUCUGCCCCAUGAAAUGAGUCGGCCUGCACUCCUACAUGAAUUUCAUGAUCAAGGCUCUCACACGUCCAAAACCCCAUCCCAACACCGCAAGCGCGCAGUUGAGGCGGCUUUCAGCGCUAGAUGUGACCCUCCCCAGGUAUCCGCAUCGGAAUCUCCUGCGCGUACCAUAAUGUCCGCCGCUGACAUCAGUGUUGCUACGAUCCAUGUUGGCGGAACCGACGACUCGCUUCCUAUACCCCCCUCGUGUCACACGCCCGUCCUGCAUUCGCCACACCAGCUGAUUACCACUCCCUCUUCUCCGCAUGUUCUCCCCGACGAUCUUCAGCCUGUUGAGCUCCAGCUAUGCGAGCCCCUUGAACGCACAAGUGCUCCUCGGUCGCGUGUCAACGAUGUAGAUGGCCGCUCGCCCGCUCGCUGA
Messenger RNA from Pleurotus ostreatus (oyster mushroom), 1365 nucleotides. RefSeq lists its product as uncharacterized. The record is from RefSeq and is a predicted model, not a curated record. The transcript is spliced from 9 exons. The coding region runs from base 1 to 1365 and encodes 454 amino acids. Lineage: Eukaryota; Fungi; Basidiomycota; Agaricomycetes; Agaricales; Pleurotaceae.